Dufourea novaeangliae is the source of this 849-nucleotide messenger RNA. RefSeq lists its product as uncharacterized. The record is from RefSeq and is a predicted model, not a curated record. NCBI's taxonomy places the organism in Eukaryota, Metazoa, Arthropoda, Insecta, Hymenoptera, Halictidae. The transcript has 2 exons. The coding region runs from base 1 to 849 and encodes 282 amino acids.
AUGUCGAAUCCGGACCUGGUCGGGUACACGCACGACUUCCUCACGGAGUUCAUUCAACUCUACCGAAGCUUCCCCUGCUUGUGGCAGGUCAGGUACAAAGGUUACAAGGACCGGUUGCUGCGAAACCGCGCCUACGAUGCCCUCGUGCAGAAAUUGCGCGAGGUCAAUCCGGUCGCGGACAAAGAGACCGUAAUACGGAAGAUCAACACACUCCGGACCGCUUUCAGACGCGAGUACAAAAAGGUGCGAAGCUCCCAGAGAAUGGUAAAGAAUCCUUGGCAACGGUACAGAUCGUCGUUGUGGUACUACGACAUAUUAAAAUUCGUGGCCGAACAAAACGAGCCAACUGCCAUGGAGGAGGAGAAGGAACUCGUCAAGAAUCCACCGAUCCCGGUGGAGAACUAUCACGAGCAGAUGUUCAUUCAAACCGACGUAGACAAGAUCGAACCACCAUCGCCGGUACCUUCCCCGGAAGCUAGCCCAGACCCGAACUUUCAACCGGUGAUCUUGGAGACCGAGGGAUCCUACGCGAGGCGAAUUUCGUCGUCUGUGUCCGGUGUCGACACGUUCAAAAAGAAACACCAACAGGAAGGCUUUCCAACGAAAGAAUCGACUCACGAUGUUCCGUCUUCGAGACCGUUCGCAGCCUGCGUGACCGACGACGAGUUCGACACGUUUGGUCGUUACGUGGCGAACAAAUUGAGGAAAUCGAUGCCCCGGCAGGGCAUUAUCGCUGAGAAAAUAAUCGCGGACGUACUUUUGAGAGCGAAUCUCGGCACCUUGGACGAGUCCACGUCGCUUACGGAGAAAGUACCCUCCCGUUGCUUCUUAGUGAUGGGGGAUCGUUGA